This is a messenger RNA of Saccoglossus kowalevskii, 1389 nucleotides long. RefSeq lists its product as uncharacterized. NCBI's taxonomy places the organism in Eukaryota, Metazoa, Hemichordata, Enteropneusta, Harrimaniidae. The record is from RefSeq and is a predicted model, not a curated record.
ACUUAUCUCCAAGGCAACGCAAUAAACGACGGUAUUUUAGACGAACAACAUCUUGUCGUCCCUGUGUAUAUGAAAUUGGAGUUUGCUGUGGCAGAAGGGUUUUCCAAUAGUGACGAUAAGCACUGGGAGGACAUGAAACGUGCCUAUGACGCCAUAGUUCUACAGCGAGUUGACUUCGACCAAUCACAGACAGGGAACAAAGAUAUUUCCAUGUAUUUUCCAAGAAACGUUCAACGGCAUCACCACGACUACGCAAAUAUCGAACCAAACAAAACAAUUAGGAUACGUUCCAAGAAAUCUCGCAGCUAUGAAAAUCGACUAGAUAUUGAUUCCGAACCGCGUAUGAACAAUUCGCCUGACCACACCAACGCAAAAACUUCAAUACCCGCACCAGCGCCCCCAGUCGGCAAAAGUCUGGACCCGCCGAUCUUUUCUGAAGACGGGAUCACGCUGGUGAAAAAAGAGGCACGUUCGGAACCGGCUAAAAAUGAUUUCACCAAGAAGAAGAAUAAAAAAGAGAAAAAUACAUCAGGGGUCAAUAAAUCAGGACCAAAUCGAGGUGGGAAGUCUGAUAAACGUUACAAAUCUUUAUCCGAGCUACCGUCGGAUUUAACAAAGCUGACAGUGGGGCAAGUCGGGGAUUUACUCAGGCUACUAGACUUGGAAUUAUGGGUAGCAUUGUUUGACGAGAACGGGGUAGAUGGGGAACUAUUAAGAAAGUUGACCGCUGUCCAACUGACAGAAAACUUUAAGUUACCUCGGGUUGACGCACUGAAGAUAACUACGUAUUAUAUGGAGAACCAUAAGGAAAAGAAGAAGAAGUUUGCGUUAUUUUAAAACAAGGAACAAUUUAUAGUUAUUAUUUUUUAAAAGUAGAAAAGUAUUAUUUUCACAGAAAAAAACAUGAACGUUGGUGGCGUUUUGUCGCGUGGUAAUUUCUUCUGAAAUCAGAAAUAGUAAACAACAGCUGACUUAUUAGUCCUGUCGCCCGUUCAGUUUUCAACUUAGGGUUAUAUUUGUUUAAGUAGCCAUACUCGUUGCGUUGACAACUGCAGAGUAAACCAAACUAAGUAGAGUGAGUUUUGUUUUGCAUUUAUGUUUUAUAAUUGCAACCAACAUAUCAAGUCAUGCAGGGUAAUUCGAAAAUGAGAAUUCUUUUAUCAACCUAAUCAAAAAUCGACAUACCAUUCUGCAGCUGAAUUUACAUUAGCAUUUACCAGCGUGUGAUCAUAGUUAUCUGUAUAGACUUGCAUACAGUCUCCUGUUUGUGAUUUUGGUUGGGUUUUCAAUAAAAUAUUAUGCUAUGGAAGUGUAUAAAUGGCGAAAGCCGAAUUGCCGGAAACAAACACUCAUUAAUAACAAAUAAUAAACAAAAGACUGUAUAUUAAU